Molecule: messenger RNA, 833 nt
Organism: Numida meleagris (helmeted guineafowl)
Lineage: Eukaryota; Metazoa; Chordata; Aves; Galliformes; Numididae
Gene: FGF2
Product: fibroblast growth factor 2
Exons: 3
Biological process (GO): regulation of cell migration; positive regulation of protein phosphorylation; animal organ morphogenesis
Cellular component (GO): cytoplasm
Molecular function (GO): fibroblast growth factor receptor binding; growth factor activity
Source: RefSeq, a predicted model, not a curated record
CCCGACGACGGGGGCGGCGGCGCCUUCCCCCCCGGGCACUUCAAGGACCCCAAGCGGCUCUACUGCAAGAACGGCGGCUUCUUCCUGCGCAUCAACCCCGACGGCAGGGUGGACGGCGUCCGCGAGAAGAGCGAUCCGCACAUCAAGCUGCAGCUUCAAGCAGAAGAAAGAGGAGUGGUAUCGAUCAAAGGUGUAAGUGCAAACCGCUUUCUGGCUAUGAAGGAGGAUGGCAGAUUGCUGGCAUUGAAAUGUGCAACAGAAGAAUGUUUCUUUUUUGAGCGUUUGGAAUCUAAUAACUAUAACACUUACCGGUCACGGAAGUACUCUGAUUGGUACGUGGCACUGAAAAGAACUGGACAGUACAAGCCCGGACCAAAAACUGGACCUGGACAGAAAGCUAUCCUUUUUCUUCCAAUGUCUGCUAAAAGCUGAUUUGCAUGGUGGGUUCUGAAUGUAUGCCACACUACACUUUAAGAGGUAGAGUUUCCGACUCCUCACCAAACUAGUAAAAAUAGAAGCAGUUAUUUGCUGAUAUCGGCUACUUUUGCAGAAAGAUUAAAACAUGAAUGUUUCUUCCUGUCUUUAUAAUGCUCUGCAAACCUAUUGUGCCAGUGUGUGCGGAGGUAAAAUUACUUAGACAAUCUAUUUUCAGGAUCAAUAACACUUCUAUUUUCUGCUAGAGAUUUCUAUAGAGCUAUUUUAUUUACUUUAUAUUUACUUUACGGAGGAAAGGGAAACUAAUCUGAUGCACGCUAACAGGAGAACUUGCCAUUUAAAAUAAUUUAUAUAUCUGUAGCUUUUUCGAGAAUAAAUACUGAUUUUUUUUCUAAAAA